Messenger RNA from Colletotrichum graminicola M1.001, 3288 nucleotides. Its product is annotated as dihydroxyacid dehydratase. The transcript has a single exon. NCBI's taxonomy places the organism in Eukaryota, Fungi, Ascomycota, Sordariomycetes, Glomerellales, Glomerellaceae. The coding region runs from base 1 to 3288 and encodes 1095 amino acids. The record is from RefSeq and is a predicted model, not a curated record.
AUGGCUUCCGACGAACUGUAUGAUCUGCUCUUCCUGACGGACGCCACUGCGUCCAUGCGCAGUUACAUUCAAGCCCUCAGCCAGUCGCUUCCAGAAAUCAUCCGCAUCUCGUCUCUCACAGGCUCCUUCUCACGCAUAGGAGUCAUGGCUUACCGAGAUUAUUCCACUGACCAUCUAACGGAAUGGUCUGGCUGGCACAUAACUUCUGUCGAUGGAACUAACGCCGAUUCGACCAUACAGGACAGCCUGCUUGAUAUGGUCGGGAAGAUUCGACCGGACUCGGGCUGGAGAAGUGUCGACUGGCCCGAGGCAGCAAAAACUGGGCUCGCGCGGGCUUAUAGCGUGAUGCGCCCGGAGGCCACUACCAUCAUUGUCCUCUACGCUGACGCCCCUCCUCACCUCCCAGGUACCGAGAGUCUCAAUCGGCUGAGAGAAAUCGACCAUCUGUCCAAGCCGGAUACUUUCGGCGGGCAUGGGAAGCAAUUCGUAGACUGGAUCCUAGGCUCCAAGACCCUUCGGGACAGCGAGAGGAGGGCCAAGGUCUUUCCCGUCAUUCAGGGGGGCAUCGCUGAUAGCGUCGCUCCUUUUAUCUAUCUCGCCCACAUAACAAGCGGAGUCUGCUUCAAGUUGGGCAAUUCCCACGCCGAAAUCUCUACAGCGGACGCCAUCUCUCAGCUGACUGUUAGCAUCCUUCUCAACUGGAUGGGUGCCGGAAAGCAGGGCGCCUCCAUCUCCGGUCAGCGUCGUCUCGCCUACGUUUGCCAGUACAGAGAUACGGAUACAAUGGAGAAUGUCAAGAAUGAGGAAGAUAGGGCAGCCGAGAUCUACUUCCCAGUUGACCGCCUUAUCGAACAUCCCACUAUCAACAACGUUACGACUGUGCACUCUAGCCUUGAUGAACUGGCCAAUUUCAUAAAAGGUGGGCAGAAGCCCUUAGACUUUUCGAAACGGUAUCAGGCCGACGAAAAGUAUCAUACUUUCGUUAUUGAACAGCUUAAAUCCCUCAUCGAAUCGAAUGUCACUGCCAUCGCGGUUAACCCAGUCUUUGGCAGCCUAUGGAGAACAGUCUGCACCGACCGUAACGACCCCGCUCGAGAUGAGCUUAUCCAGGCUUUUGGUUAUCAUGUCGAUCGUAUCUCGGACCCUGAGAAGAAAGCCCGUAUGAGGGCCUGGCUUGCAGAAUCUUAUGAUUAUGCCGCCGAGAUCCUGGAGGUAGUCGAGAGCGUCCCUGAAGCCCAGAGAUUCCCCUGUGUAUUCAUGGACCCCACUGAAUCCUUCUGGACUGGGGGCGAAAACGGGAUCUCGGAGAGAAAAGAGGAAAAUUGUGAUUACGACAAGGAAGAGGAAAAGCUCAAUGAACCUGUCACAACAGCAUUCAGCAGAGAAGAUCUUCUAGAGGUUGGCCGCUCUUGCGACUACCGCGUUCUCCGGCGUCUUGGUAAAGUUCUCACACGUCUUACCUAUGUAAAUUCCGAGUCCGACUUGCCGGCUCACGUAAGAGCCGCCGACCAGGUCCCACGACUUCCAAUGGCCCUUGCGACUGCAGAGCACCGGCGCAAGUUCUGGAAAGUCCUUCUUCACCUUGUACUGCCUGGAACAAUGUUGGCGGCUCGUCCAGCCGCACUUCUCGCUGCACUAGCCCUUCGGAUGGGCAUUCGACCACUCAGAGAUGCUGCCGACCAGGAGCUUCUCUGCUUCACUGACAAGUGGAAUACCAUGGAUAUUCCCGAGACAUGGAAUGCCAGCUGCUUGUCUCUCCUCCUGGACGCGGACAAAGAUUUCGAAAGGCGAGUGGCUGAAGGUGUGACGCAGCGCCCAGCUCCAGAUUCUCGAGUUCUGCUUGAAAAGGACAAUCGUUUGUUCAAGACUCUGGUCGACUACAAGCUGCUCGAGUUAAACCUGAGCACCACGCUUCAGGCCAAGGUCGGUUGGCGUCCUGAAAAGUCAAAGGUUGCCAUUGGCCCUUUAGUUGUCUGUAAGGGCUGUAAGUUCCCGCGUUCUGUCACCAUCAUGGGUAAGGAUGGCAGCUGCGGUCUCUGCCCUCAAGAACACCAGUGUACGUGUCAAAUCUGCCAGCCACCAGAAGACAUGGAGCGUCGCCUCUCACAAAACGUGAGUCAUAGCGACACAGAGCGUACCGAGGCUGUUUGGGUUGAAUGCUUCACUCCGACAUGUCGUGCUCAGUACGUUGUAUACGGCCCAGAGGACCUUAGAGUCCGGGCGAAGUGUUACUACUGCCGGCACGCAUUCUCGUCCACGGCUGAAAUCCAGAAAGCGCCUUGCGUGGAGUGCUCCCAGUGCCUCAACCGCAUCAUCUGGCCGGAAGUCUAUCGACCAGUGGACCUCGAUUUGUCCACCUUCAAGUGUUACGCCUGUAGCGCGAACCGGGUCACUGUGAUAGACUACGAGACUUCUGCGAAGAUGUUGACCACUGAAAAUGGACAAGCUUGGCUUCUGCGCAACGAGGGUUCCGCCAUCCAAUACCCCUUCAACGGAAGAUCUCUUUUCCACACCGUCUCAACUGUUCCCGAGACUGAGCGUGAUUCGCUUGCAGACAAUGUCGAGAUCAUUCCAUUGCUACAGCAGCAUUCCCAGCUCACGAUCCGCGGCAAGACAAUCCAUAACCAGACUGAGAUUUGUGACCGGCUCCGUGCAUGGGUACAUUCCCGCCGAACAGAGACAGACCACUGUAGCCUGUGCUUUUCGAGCUUCAAAAAGAGGAACCUUCGCCGGGCCUGCGGUAGGAAAGGCUGCGAUCAGAUGGUUUGCGAUGGCUGCUUGAAGGAGUGGUAUGGUCUCAACGCUCGCGGUAGUCUCAUCAAUGCUGCUGCUCUCUGCUGCCCUUUCUGUCGUCGUCAGCCUACUGCCAAAACGGUCUCCGCUUUCGGUGUAUCUCACAUCGGCGAUCUGAAGACGGCGUUGGCGGAUGCCGAGUGGAUGUACGGAUGGUGCCGGGAUUGUGGAUUCGCCCGAAGGUACGCCGAAAGGGUCUGCGCUGCCGGGGCCCCCGAACUCUCCGGGUGGUCAUGCGAUGUUUGCAGAGAAGCCAAUUCCCCGGGGCUUCAGAUUCGAGACUGUCCUGGCUGCGGGACGCCGACAGAAAAGCUGGGCGGAUGCGGCCACAUUACUUGCACGGUCCCAGGAUGCUCUGCUCAUUGGUGCUUCUUCUGCGGAGAAAAUGUUGGCCUAGACAAUAUUUACCCCCAUAUGAGCAGUGUACAUGGGGGCCUCUGGGAUGAUAACGGCAACGAGGGCGAUGAAGGAGAAGAAUACGACGAGUACGACUAA